Alligator sinensis (Chinese alligator) is the source of this 1029-nucleotide messenger RNA. It is a transcript of the gene AKIP1, whose product is annotated as A-kinase interacting protein 1. The coding region runs from base 266 to 742 and encodes 158 amino acids. Lineage: Eukaryota; Metazoa; Chordata; Crocodylia; Alligatoridae. The transcript is spliced from 4 exons. The record is from RefSeq and is a predicted model, not a curated record. Gene Ontology annotation, biological process: regulation of non-canonical NF-kappaB signal transduction. Gene Ontology annotation, cellular component: nucleoplasm.
AUUCACCCAAAGAACCUUGUCUGCCAAUAGAUCACCAUUCAUUUUGCAUCUGCUGCUGCCAUGUUCUAAUGCAGUACCUGUGGUUAAGCCACUCACCCAAGAUGUGGGAGAUGAAGGCUAAAUUCCCUUCUCUGCCUGAGGAUUUAUAUGCAUAUCUCUGACUUCCCAGGCAAGUGCCCCAACCACCAGGGCAUUCUCAACCUGUCCUGCUUCAGGUGUUGCACUUGGAGAGAAGAAUUUGAAUUGGACCCAGGGAGCAGGAAACAUGAUUCUGCUUGACCCUCUUAAAAGGGGGUACCUUUUGGAGAGUACUGGAAGCUAUGAAUCCCAGUUGGAGCAUGGUGUCUCCCUGAAUACUGGACAGAGGAAGGAUUUAAGACUCAUCCCAUUCUCAAAAUUUCUAUCUCAGCUAGUGCAAACAACUUCUUACUCGAAAUACUAUAGCUCUGUGCCAGUGUGUAGGUGUAGAGAGAAUGAAAUUAAACAUGUCUGCAGAUACCACAACAGACAAGCAGCAGAAAACCUGUUAAAGGCACUGGAAAAAGAAAAAAAUAAAACCUCUCCAGUAUCCAGUCCAGCUGCAACCCCUCAGCAACAUGGAAGAGAGGCUUCUAAAGAUAUCUACAUUGAAGUAGCCCCUGGCACCUAUUCUGUCACGGCAACCUCAGAGGAUAUGGUGAAACAGACACAUGUGGUAGACAUCACUGCAGGACAAAGUAUUGAUUUAACUUUCAGUCUAUGAUGAUUGGUCUCUCGGCAAAUCAUGGAAUAAAACAAUACUAGAAUCCCCUAACAAAUUAAUGCAAUACAGCAUGAAUUCCUUCUUGGCACUUUAAAAUGGUCUUCUAUUCUCAGGGCACAUGCUUUGUGAAUUGUGUAUUUGUUGAACAGAAAAGACUAUUACAACCUAUUGUAUACAUGGACAUUAUAUGUAUACAUAUUUGUACACAUAUGCCUUAAUUCUAAUUGUACAAUUGUAUUACACUGGGUUUUAUAUUGUUUUUAAAUAAAAGAUGCAAAUAAAGGAUA